AUGGCCCGACACCACCCCGAUCUUAUCUUCUGCCGCAAGCAACCAGGCAUAGCCAUCGGGCGUCUAUGCGAAAAGCACGAUGGAAUCUGCGUCAUUUGCGACUCAUAUGUGCGGCCAGCAGACUUGGUGCGCAUCUGCGACGAGUGCAACUACGGAUCGUACCAGGGGCGGUGUGUCGUUUGUGGAGGGAAUGGGAUCUCGGAUGCGUUUUAUUGCAAGGAGUGUGUUGUGCAGGAGAAGGAUAGAGACGGCUGCCCGAAAAUUGUAAAUCUAGGGAGUAGCAAAACGGAUCUGUUUUAUGAGCGGAAGAAAUAUGGCUUCAAACAAAGGUAA
This is a messenger RNA of Fimicolochytrium jonesii, 333 nucleotides long. RefSeq names its product PHF5-like protein. The coding region runs from base 1 to 333 and encodes 110 amino acids. Gene Ontology annotation, cellular component: catalytic step 2 spliceosome; precatalytic spliceosome; U12-type spliceosomal complex. NCBI's taxonomy places the organism in Eukaryota, Fungi, Chytridiomycota, Chytridiomycetes, Spizellomycetales, Powellomycetaceae. The record is from RefSeq and is a predicted model, not a curated record. Gene Ontology annotation, biological process: mRNA splicing, via spliceosome. The transcript has 2 exons.